ACAUACCUUCCAAUUCGAAGUCCCAGUUAAAUUCUUCUGCAAAAGGAAAACAAAUUAGGGAGAGCGCGUGGGGGUGGGGGGCUUAAUUAAAAGGAGUAGUGAGCUGUGUGGGACCCACCACCCAUGUGCCCUUCUUCCUGUCUCUACCGGCUCUUCUCCUGCCGCUCAAUGAUUAGCUCUCUGUUCCCUCUUCUCCUCUAAACCAAACCAAGAACCCUAACCCCAGCCCAACAUCAAUCUUCAUUAAAACGUUUUCUUUCUUUCUCUAUUACCUCCGUCUUCACUUCAGUUUACUUCCUCAUGUCUAAUUCAGACGCUGCCACUAACGUUGCUAUUAUUGACGCCCAACGGCAACAACCCUCCGGGAAUGGCGCCCUCGCCGUCAAGAAGCCUCCCGCUAAGGACCGUCAUAGCAAAGUCGACGGUCGCGGUCGGAGAAUCCGUAUGCCUAUCAUUUGCGCUGCGCGUGUCUUUCAGUUGACUCGUGAGCUUGGUCACAAAUCCGACGGCCAGACCAUCGAGUGGCUGCUCCGCCAAGCUGAGCCUUCUAUCAUAGCCGCCACUGGUACCGGGACUACUCCCGCUAGCUUCUCUAACGUCUCCCUGUCCGUGCGAGGCGGCGCCAAUUCUACUUCGUUGACGUCCGCGGUUUCCUCUUCUGCUGGUUUCACCGCUUCGUUGGAUCACAAACCCUCGUCGAUGGGUCCUCCUCCCUUCAUUCUGGGAAAAAGGGUGAGGGCCGAUGACGAUGGGACCAAGGCAGGGGACGAAAAUACAAUCACUGCCUUGGGGCCCACGGCGGUGGGGUCGAUUGUGGGGCCUGGUACUCCCGGUGCAGGGUUCUGGGCGGUGCCAGCCCGGCCGGAUUUCUGGAGUUUCGCUGCUGCUGCGGCCACUGCGCCGCCAGAGAUGGUUGUGCAAGCGGCACAGCAACAACAGCCACAUCAACUGUUUAUGCAACAGCAGACCAUGGGAGAGGCGUCGGCUGCCAGGGUCGGGAAUUAUCUUCCUGGUCAUCUCAAUUUGUUGGCAUCUUUAUCCGGUGGACCCGGGAGUUCGGGUCGGAGAGAAGAUGAUCCUCGUUGAAUGUGGGUUUGAAAUGGUCUGUUGGUUGUGUUGGUAUAUAUAUAAUCCUUAUAUAUUUAUAUCUAUAGAUAUGAUGUGAAUGUUUAAUUGUUGUUUUCAUUUGUGUGGAGAUGCAGAGAGGAUUUUUUUAGUGAAUUUUAGGGUUAGGGAUUAGCGUUUGGAGCAAUUUGGGAAGUUUAAGUAUGGAUUCAAUUAGGGUUUUAGUGUUUCGUUUGAUGAUUAAUUAGAGUUUUAGGGUUCAAUUGUUUAGGUUCCAGGAGAAAGGGAGUGGAAAUUUCAGGUCUGUGGCAAAGACCUUAGAAGGGAUUUUCAGAAAUAAAGCUGUUAUGCAAAGUCAGUGUGGCUUAUUUUUUUCAAGCUUGGGGACAUCCUACUACCUAGAUGAGUAAAUUGAAUGUUUUUUUUUUUUUUGUUGUUGUUUGCCAAAGGAGUAGUUGGAAUUGUGCUAUUUUGGUUUUGGAACACUAUGCUUGCAGACUAGGGUUUGAAAAACAAACGGGUUAUUAAACAUGAUAAUCUGUAAAUUUGUUAGCAUUCCCUUCUCUGAUAUGGCAAAUGAGAUUUCUGAAUUCCUUGGCUGCGACUUGGGCAAAUUGUUAAAGACGAGUUGUUGAUGAUUCUUGGUUUGGAUUUGAUGUUUUACCAUGACUACUUGAUAUGGAGAAUGGUUAUAUGAUUUAGUAUGGUCGCAGAUGGCCUCUUCCUCUCUCUGUCUCUCCCAGUUUCGCCAACAUCUUUGCUUAAUGGUGUGCGGAUGCUGGUUUCUAUGUAAGACCUCUGCUUUGAAACUUAGCAGUAUUAGUAGCCAUAUCUUAGAUUAAUGGUUGUGAAAAAUAAUGUGUUUUCCUUGAAUGUAAGUGGAUUGUUUUGGGGUAUCUGUUGUGUGAAUAAAAGAAACCCUUCUGUUUCACAUUA
This is a messenger RNA of Mangifera indica (mango), 2001 nucleotides long. Its product is annotated as transcription factor TCP7. NCBI's taxonomy places the organism in Eukaryota, Viridiplantae, Streptophyta, Magnoliopsida, Sapindales, Anacardiaceae. Gene Ontology annotation, cellular component: nucleus. The transcript has a single exon. The record is from RefSeq and is a predicted model, not a curated record. The coding region runs from base 301 to 1086 and encodes 261 amino acids. Gene Ontology annotation, molecular function: sequence-specific DNA binding; DNA-binding transcription factor activity.